This is a messenger RNA of Laetiporus sulphureus 93-53, 939 nucleotides long. RefSeq lists its product as uncharacterized. The coding region runs from base 1 to 939 and encodes 312 amino acids. The transcript is spliced from 12 exons. The record is from RefSeq and is a predicted model, not a curated record. Lineage: Eukaryota; Fungi; Basidiomycota; Agaricomycetes; Polyporales; Laetiporaceae.
AUGCUUCUCUAUGGACGCGACGUGAGCGAGGUCCUCUCACCUGACGAAGUUCCAGACCAGGUGCAAGGUAACCAGACGGGUAUCUACGUCAGCGUCGUUCUUGCAACCUUGGUAAGCUACGAUGCUAUCUGCACGUUCGACAAAGAGGUCAGAUACUUCUGGAACGGAUGCACUCUUGGCAUGACGAAGACCGUAUUCUUCCUAGUGUGCGCCUCCACCUCAAACUCCCCUGAGAAGUCAUCUCAUCACGCUCUUCUUAUAGGCAAUGUCUCGCAAUGGGGCAAAGACUUUUCCUACUGGGUCACAAUUAUUGCCAUCGAUUACAUUCUUAUGAUCAGGGUGCUAGCUCUGUACCACAAUGGUCUGUCCCCUUUGAUGUUUCUGCGCAAUUUUCCUAAAUUCGGGCUUUUGGGUCUCACUCCAAGCAUCACGUCGUGCAGUUACUUUGCUCCUGGAAACGAAGACACAUAUAUUCUUGACUGGACCAUCCCGCUUGCGUACGAAGCUCUCCUCUUGGCUCUUGCUCUUUACAAGGCCACGAAGUUCUGGAAAUCGAAUGGUUUGCAUGGAUCGCGACUCGUAUGGGUGCUUAUCAAGGACCAAGCUGUCUAUUUCGCACUAGCGAUAUCCUGUUCGGUCUUAUACAUCGUUGACGAUAUCGUUCUUAUGUCACCGACGCUAACCUCAGUUAUUCAAGCUAUGGGCAGUCCCACACUUCUCUGUAUUCUCGGGAGCAGGAUGUUCUUCAACCUGAAGGAGGCAGCGGGGCACGGGAUCAAUGUCGGCACAAACUGGUCCUCUUACUCGCACGGCACAGACGACGUGUUUCACUUUGAGUCAGUGUUUGACGACCCUCAAAUUGGAGAAGGAGCACUAGCACCUUCUGUGUUCACAAUUCAGGGGACAGGGACAUCGAGUCUCAAGCCAAUGCCGGAAUGA